CUCUAGGUACCGAGCGGGGGGAGAUACUUACGUGAUUUUACUUUAUUAAAAUGGCGGUCGGAAGCUGCGAGGUUUUCUAUUUUGCUUUUUAAAUGUAAAAAUGUCAAAAGAUGUUUUCAAAAAAAUGGAGUUACGUCGUAUGCGACUUUAGCGGACGAUGUGUAAAAAACAUACAUUAAAUAUCUUACUGUAGGUCAUACCUACGAGUAAUGUUAAAAUAUCUAACAUAACUCCCUACCAUUUUCAUUUUCCAAUUUGAACGUUCACGGAAGAUCGUCACGCUAAAUUCAAUCUCGGGGCAAAGAUGAAAUAGUGCGCUUGACGAAUCAACAAUACGGCUUGUUAAGAUGCAUGGAGGAAAGUGGUCGUCGCCCGUGUUCAUAAUGUGUUUAGUUGAUAACCGUGAGCCGCGCGCGCCGCCUGUGCCCAGCGCCCACGCAUACUCGUAGCACGCCGCGCCGUCUUAUCAGUCGACAACAUAACACCAUUAACGUGCCGGCCGGGUACCCUGGAAUACUAUUCAUCAUUAAUGCAGGUUCAGUUAAAAGGCUGCUAUAGUGCCACUGAAGAUACAAGGAUUGAUUCACAGGAGAGAACGAUCGACACAUUUCCAGCAGUGUUUGCUAGCAAUUAUUUCAAGAUAGGGCAACUAACAGAGAUACGAUGGCAAACGGCUGGUCAAAAAUCUCAAGAGGGCAACAACAUCGCAAUACACGUCAUUCCACCCGAUGGCGAAGAAGACGACGAGUUCGUGCCGCCGCUGCGCGCGCGCACCCGGAGGAAGAUGAGCACCCCGCUGAGCGCGCUGCCCGGUGCUGCCGACCGACUGAUCGGCAUGUCUAAUGCUCAGCGCAGUAUGCCAUCUCGGUCGCUCUCACCUUUGGACCGCACGAAAAGGCGCUUCAGCACCAUGGUGUCGUCGGCGGCGGCCGCGGCUGUGUCGCGCCGACUGUCCGCGACCAUCGGCUGGUGUCUCGCGACGCCAACGCAUGUCAAGCCUCAAAUUGUGCGGCAGGGUCGCGCGCUGUGUCUACAGUAUAUUAAGACGCAAAUUAGGAGAUCCUCCAUGUGUGCUAAUAAGCAACUCGUAGUGAAGCGCCUACAACGAAUGCUCGAGACUGAAUGUGGGGAAGAGGCGAAUUGCAACGCGGAGACCGGCGUGCUCGCGGGUCUGCGGGCGCUGUGCGCCGCACUCGAGCGCAAGAGACCAGACGCCUUCCGUCAUGUCGCGCGGCAAGCCACGCGAGCUCCAUGUGCCAUGCUGCGCUCUGAUACUGCGUUAGCGGAGUUGGCUUUGGCACUUGCACGCAGGAUCACGAGAGAUAACAUUACAUGGUCGAAGAUAGCAGCAGUGUUUUGUAUUUGCGGGGCACUAUCCCGAGAGGCAGCUGAGGCAGCAGAUGGUGAACCAGCUUUAGAAUUAGUCGCAGCGCCGGCGGCAGCGGUUGCAGACCUUUUGCAUGAGGAGACUGGAUCCUGGAUAGCAGCUAACGGUGGAUGGAACGGCCUGCUGGAGCGACUGCGAGCCAGCGAGCGUGACCAGCGGUCCGAGAAGACACUGCGAGUCUUGGUAUCCUUCUUCACCAUGGCAUUAGUGAUUCUACUGCUGCUGAGAUGGGUGCUACAUGGCCACCCGGCGUACUACGGUUAAUAACCAAAAUAUGUCCUUAUAAAAUGAUCUGCCUUAUAAUUUUCUACGUUAAAAACAACAAUAGUGAAGUUAAUCAGGCCAAAUGACGUUACAUAAAUUAUACCUAGCCGAGCACAAUAGCGCUUGAUCAGAGAAAAGGUUACAUUUAUUUCGAGUUAUGGAAUAUUAUAAAUACAGUUAGAACAAGCUAAGUUGAUAGUGAUUUUGAUAGCCCAGACUGUGCCAGUGUUAUUUUAAACGUCAAACUUAUAUGAAAUUAUGACGUUUAAGUAUUAAAACAUACACAGUUUGUGCUAUCAUCAUCUAAGUAUUUCUCGGGUCACACAAUAGUAUUGUAGUUGAUAGGCUAAUUAGUAUUAUUAAACAUAAUUUAUUUUUGUUAAACAUUAAAUAUGAUAUUCGUGAAA
Molecule: messenger RNA, 2058 nt
Organism: Cydia pomonella (codling moth)
Lineage: Eukaryota; Metazoa; Arthropoda; Insecta; Lepidoptera; Tortricidae
Exons: 6
Coding region: 530-1651 (373 amino acids)
Biological process (GO): regulation of apoptotic process; extrinsic apoptotic signaling pathway in absence of ligand; intrinsic apoptotic signaling pathway in response to DNA damage
Cellular component (GO): mitochondrial outer membrane
Molecular function (GO): protein homodimerization activity; protein heterodimerization activity
Source: RefSeq, a predicted model, not a curated record